Molecule: messenger RNA, 2074 nt
Organism: Drosophila serrata
Lineage: Eukaryota; Metazoa; Arthropoda; Insecta; Diptera; Drosophilidae
Product: Ig-like and fibronectin type-III domain-containing protein 1
Molecular function (GO): protein binding
Source: RefSeq, a predicted model, not a curated record
UGCAGAGUCUACCACAAGGCCAUGAGGGCCGAGCAAUUCAUAAAGAUUGAAACGAAGCUGGCCUGGCUGCGGAUGAACAACCUGAAGCCGAGCUCCCAGCAUGUGCUCUACGUGGAGGCGGUGGGCGAAAGGGGUGACUCCCUGCCCUCCGAGACGCUGGUGGCCUGGACGGAUCCCGCCCUGCCUGCCUUUGUGGAUCCCCCCACUGUGCAUCCGGCGGACAACAUACCUGAGGGUGGAUCCAUGACCAUUUUGUGUCUGGCCUUGGGGAACCCGGCGCCCACCAUCUCACUCUAUGUGGGCGGACACCUGGUGCGGCAGGAUACCUCGCGGCACAUGGUUACGGUCAUUCACAAUGUGUCCGCGGAUAUGGAGCAUGUCUCCUGCUAUGCCGACAAUGGCUAUGGAGUACCCAUGCAGGCCACCAGAAGGGUUAACAUAUGCUAUCCUCCCAAAAUCCAAGCAGCUGGCAUCACAGUCGCCUCCAUUGGCGAUGAGAUUGAGCUGCGCUGCACUGUGGACUCCAAGCCGGCGCCCAAAACGAUUUUCUGGCGGGAGAAAGAUGGCCGAGUGCCGGUCAUUAAUGGUGGCAACAAUUUCAUAUCCGUGAAGACCAACGAAUCGCGUCCUUCGAUCUAUACCAUGUCCUUGAGAAUAAGCAAGCUGCAGGCCAAUGAUGUUGGUGAUUAUUUCUGUCAUGCGGAGAAUCCCUUUGGAGCCACCACUACACCGGUUUCGGUGCGUAUACGUAAUACGCCGGCUCUGAAUCACAAUGUCUCGGAGUGUUGUGCGGAGCAGAAUGUCACCAUGGCCUGCAGGAGUGCCUGCAGUUAUUAUGUGGACUUUGAUGCCAUUGCCGAUCGUCCCGAAUGUAUUGUGGACUUUGAUAAGCUAAUGCGUUGUGCAGCCGAUGGAUCAGAUCAUCGUUCCUGCUGUGCAGAUGAGCAUGUUCCUCGAAAAUGUCUGAACUGGUGCCGUGGGGAGUCUGUUCGCUCCAAGGAGAUUUGCAGCUUGCAGUAUGCCCGCACCAUCGUGGGUUGCUUUGAGAAGAAUAGGGAUCGCUUGCCGGGACCACCGGAGAAUAUAGUGGUCAGUGUGGUCUCCGAUAGCGAAGUUUCCAUAAGAUGGGAUGCGCCGACAAAGAAUCCAAAUGCCGUUGACGGCUAUAGAAUAUUUUACCACGAGGCCGCCGUCCUGCCGCCAACAUCAACCAGUUCGGGUUCGCAGGACCAUGCUUCCUCGAUGGAAAACUCUGGAAUGGAUACCCUGGCCGCCAUGAAUAAUGCAACAAGUAUGGGUAGCGGUGGCAGCGGCGGCAGCAAUGCGAUGGCUGCUCUCGAGAUACGACGCAUCGACGUAAAGGACACAACAAUAAGCAUUAAUGGCCUCAAGAAGGAUGUGCUCUACGAGCUGGUGGUGAAGGCUGGCAAUAGCUACGGUGCCAGUGUGCUCACAGAUCCGAUUAGGUUCACGCUCGGCGAGCACCAUGUGACCUCGGCCACAAGCAGCUAUUCGAGCGCCGUGGGCACCAUCAGCGGCAUUGUGGCCAGCAUCCUGGCCAUCCUUUUGGCGGCGGCCGCCAUUGUAUUCUAUCGCCGGCAGCGCUCGAGCUACGGAAAGUCGGCCAAUGGCAAUGUGGCAUUCGAGAAUCCUACCUACACCCGAGGCCUGGAACAGGUGCAGCUGCCUACUGUCACAUCGGCCAUAACAACGCAAAAUGGCAGCAACAGCAACAACAGUGGGAGCAACAGUCACAGCCAUGGUCGUAAUGGCAUUGCCGCCACAAUGACGACAUCCACGACGACAACGGCGCCGACAGCAGCGGCCACCUCGGCAGGUGUUGCUGUUGCGGGGAAGCAGCAUCAUCAGCAGCAGCAUCAUAAGAGUGCCGCAGAUGCGGCGCAUCACUUUCAUAACCCGCUCAGCAAUACGCAGUGCAAUGAAGUAAAUCCCACAAUUUAUGAAGAGCUCAAACUUGGCCAAGAAGGUGCUGGAUUUAAGAAACUUGUGCCAUAAACGAAGCACAGCUAACAAUAACAAUAACAACACACACAGGACAACAACAACAACAUGA